AUGCUUAUUACACCAGUACCAAAUAACGAGCAAGAACUCACCAGGCUGAUGCACGGCAAAUCCGCAACUGAACGCAACGCUUUUCUUUCAAUGCUGCGUAAAGAUGGACAGGCCCAUCGUCUUAUUACAGACGAAUACGUCAAACGCUGGACCGAGGAUAGCGAUGAAGCACGAAAGUCCAGACAAGAUUCUUACAUGUCUCUCGUGAACAACUACUACGACUUGGCGACUGAUCUGUAUUGCGAGGGCUGGGGAGAGUCAUUCCAUCUCUGUCGAUUCGCUCCCAAGGAAUCCUUGGUACAGGCACUAGCUCGCCACGAGCAUUACCUUGCACACAUGAUUGGCAUCAAAGACAACUUUAUCGUGCUCGACGUGGGUUGUGGUGUUGGUGGGCCAGCAAGAGAAAUUUCCACAUUCACCGGCUGCAAAGUCGUCGGAGUAAACAACAAUGGCUACCAAAUCCAGAGAGCCACUGCACUUACAGCCAAGCGUGGUCUUUCCGAGAAAGUCUCUUUCGUCCAAAACAACUUCAUGCAUUUGACCUUCCCGGACAACACUUUCGACGCCAUCUAUGCCAUCGAAGCCACUUGUCAUGCUCCAGACCUCGAAGGCGUUUACUCGCAAAUGUACCGCGUCGCCAAACCAGGAGCAGUGGUCGGCAUCUACGAGUGGGUAAUGACAGACCGCUACGACGAGAGCGACCCAGCUCAUCGUGCAAUCCGCCAUGGCAUCGAGCGCGGAAACGGUAUCUCCAACAUGGUGACCAGAAAGGAAGCACAGCAGGCCUUCUUAAAGGCAGGAUUCACCCUUCUACAUGAUGAGGAUUUGGCGGAGCGUAAAGAUGCAAGACCUUGGUAUGCUCCGCUGAGUGGCGACAUCAACUAUGCUACUGGACUAUGGGAUGUACUUGGUGCAUUGCGUAUGACGAAGGCUGGUCGAUUUGCGAUGGAGAUGCUGCUCUCAAUGCUCGAGAGAGUUAGAAUGGCACCUUCCGGUACAGCGGAGACCGCAAGAGAGCUGUCGGCUGGUGGUAAUGCUCUGGUUGCUGGCGGAAAGGAAGGUCUCUUUACUCCAAUGUAUCUCAUGACUGGGAGAAAGCCAAUGUAG
Aureobasidium uvarum is the source of this 1107-nucleotide messenger RNA. The record is from the annotation of a GenBank genome assembly. NCBI's taxonomy places the organism in Eukaryota, Fungi, Ascomycota, Dothideomycetes, Dothideales, Saccotheciaceae.